Molecule: messenger RNA, 822 nt
Organism: Alternaria ventricosa
Lineage: Eukaryota; Fungi; Ascomycota; Dothideomycetes; Pleosporales; Pleosporaceae
Exons: 1
Coding region: 1-822 (273 amino acids)
Biological process (GO): tRNA aminoacylation; regulation of translational fidelity
Molecular function (GO): aminoacyl-tRNA ligase activity; ATP binding; Ser-tRNA(Ala) deacylase activity
Source: RefSeq, a predicted model, not a curated record
AUGGAAGACCCUCUAUCCCAAAGAACAGACCCCCUCUACCAGAAAGACGGCCAAAAACACACCCAUACCUCCGCCAUAACCUCCAUCCACGCCCUGUCAUCCCUACCCGCAGAUACCCAAUCUCUAUUCAGACCACCACCAGAAACCGAACCCUUUGUCCUAACCACCCCCUCAACCAUCUUCCACGCUCAAGGCGGCGGCCAACCUUCCGACACUGGCACCAUCUCCACGGGCAGCACAACAUUCCACGUGCACCAAGUCCGCAAAGUCGAUCCCGCGAUCCUGCACAUGGGCGUCUUCUCUCCCUCUGACAAGAAAUUCGAUGCAAACGGAGAAGCAGAAACAGAACAGAAGAUCGACACUUCGAAACGGCACCUACACUCCCGCAUCCACACCGCCGGCCACGUCAUCGGUCUCGCCGUCGCCCAUCUAAAAACCACAGGCUCAAUUGCUCCCGACGUCGUCGACGGAAAAGCGUCGCACUACCCCGGUGCCGCAUUUGUAGAGUUCUCAGGCCUCAUCCCGGGAGACAAGAAAGCUGCAAUCCAAGCAAUAGUGGACGAGAUGGUAGCCGCGGACAUGGACGUCAAAAUCCAUUUCUGGGACGAGGAAAAGGCGAAGAAGGAGUGCACUGGGGUUAUGGAUACGCUGAAAGGAGAUGAAGAGGAUGGCGUUAGGGUUGUGGAGAUAGGGGAAGAGGGGAGUUAUCCGUGUGGCGGGACGCAUGUGCAGAAGCUGAAGGAGUGUGGGAGGGUUGUUGUGAGGAAUAUUAAGAGGCAGAAGGGGAUUACCAAGGUUAGCUAUGAGGUGCAAGACGCGUGA